CCCGCCGACGAACCGGGCUUCACCUCGAUCGUGGACAACCCGCCCGUGCUGAUCCGCUCGGGCCGGAAACACAACUACCUCGGGCUCUCGAUCCUGGCCGCGAUCCCGAUCAUCUCCUUCGGACUGGGCUGCUGGCAGGUGCAACGGCUGGGGUGGAAAUCGGAGCUCAUCGCCAAGUUCGAGGACCGGCUCAUCCGGGAGCCGCUCCCCCUGCCGCCGCGCAUCGACCCGGACGCGAUCAAGGAGUUCGACUAUCGCAGGGUGUACGCGCAGGGGAAAUUCCGGCACGAUCAGGAGAUGUUGAUCGGGCCGCGGCUGCACGACGGCAAGGAUGGGUAUCUGGUGGUCACGCCACUGGAGCGCACCGAUGAGCCGUCCGAGAAGGGCGAGAGGGCGGAUCGGGGCAGCACGACCAUCCUCGUCAACCGCGGCUGGAUCCCCAAGGACAAGGCCUCGCGGGAAUCCCGACCGGAGGGCCUGCCGACCGGGGACGUCGUGGUGCAAGGCCUGCUCCGCGAACCCUGGAAGAAGAACAUGUUCACGCCGGAGAACGUGCCCGAGGAUGGGAAGUGGUAUUUCCCGGAUGUGGCGCAGAUGGCGCGGCAUACGGGGAGCCAGGCGGUGUGGAUCGAGGAGACGAUGAAGUCGGAUCUGUUGCUGGCGUAUGACCGCGAGGCGAAGGGCGUGCCGUUGGGACGGGCGGCGGAGGUGAACCUGAGGAACAAUCAUACACAGUACAUUUUCACAUGGUUCUCGCUCAGUCUCGCGACGAGUAUCAUGAUGUGGAUGGUCAUCAAGAAGCCGGUCCGUGGUCCGCGACAGAAUCGGGGAUGGUGA
Molecule: messenger RNA, 837 nt
Organism: Dissoconium aciculare CBS 342.82
Lineage: Eukaryota; Fungi; Ascomycota; Dothideomycetes; Mycosphaerellales; Dissoconiaceae
Product: SURF1-domain-containing protein
Exons: 2
Biological process (GO): mitochondrial respiratory chain complex IV assembly
Cellular component (GO): membrane; mitochondrion
Source: RefSeq, a predicted model, not a curated record